UAACAUCUCCCCCUUCCCCAUGAACCUUGUCUUCUUGCCCUCACCAUCUACUCUCCCUUCUCACCCCUCCCACUGCCAAUAUCAGAGCCGUCUUAUUCGCCUCCCCUGUCACCAACAGCAUCUCCAGCUUGCAAGCAUCGUGUAGAUAUUCCCAACUCCACGCAGCGCCGUCCGUCAUCAUGCACCGAACAUACUCUAUGCGCCAGAGCCGGGCGCCCACCGCCUCGCAGAUCCAGAACCCCCCACCUCCUCCGUCCUCCACGAAGGCGGGCCGUCUCUUUGGCAAGGGAACCUUUGGCCAUGCUCUGCGCAAGAACGCGGCAGGCGCCUUCGGGCCCGACCUCGCCAAGAAGCUCACUCAACUCGUUAAGAUGGAGAAGAACGUUAUGCGCAGCCUCGAGCAGGUAGCCAAGGAGCGCAUGGAUGUCGCUCAACAACUCUCCAUCUGGGGCGAGGCCGGCGACGAGGAUGUGUCGGACGUCACCGACAAGCUCGGUGUGCUCCUGUAUGAGAUUGGCGAGCUUGAGGACCAGUAUGUCGACCGCUACGACCAGUACCGGGUGACCAUCAAGAGCAUCCGCAACAUCGAGGCUUCCGUCCAGCCCAGCAGAGACCGAAAGCAAAAGAUCACCGACCAGAUCGCCCAGCUCAAGUACAAGGAGCCCAACUCCCCCAAGAUUGUCGUCCUCGAGCAGGAACUCGUUCGCGCCGAGGCCGAGUCGCUCGUGGCGGAGGCCCAGCUUUCCAACAUUACCCGCGAGAAGAUUAAGGCUGCCUACACAUACCAGUUUGACGCCCUGCGGGAGCACUGCGAGAAGGUUGCCAUUAUUGCUGGCUUCGGCAAGCACCUCCUGGAGCUAAUUGACGACUCCCCCGUCACCCCUGGCGAGACGAGGCCCGCUUACGACGGCUACGAGGCUAGCAAGGCUAUCAUUCAGGAUUGCGAGGACGCCCUUACCAAUUGGGUCACUUCCAAUGCUGCCGUCUCCUCCAAGUUGUCCACACGUGCGCGCACCCUGUCUACGAGACGCCGCAACAACAUCAAGAACCGAUCGGAGGGUCUCGACCUGUCGAACCAGGAUGCGCCCCUCAACGAUCGCGACUCGUGGGUUGCGGCUGGUGAUCACCGCGGCCACGAGUAUGACGACGAUGACGAUGAAGACGAGCGUGCUCAUUCGGCUCUCGACAGCGAUGGGGGCAUGAACGGCGACCACCGCGGCAGGCAACCCGAGAUUGCUGCGUGAAGGGGCUACGCGCGUGUGUACAGCCAUAAUGUUUAAUUUUCAUCUUUUUGGUGUAUUCGCCCUUUGUUGGUUGCGUUUUUGGAAUACCGGCGCAGUUCGUUUGUAUGCUGGGAUGGGCCUGAAUGGUGCUUACGAACGGCAGCUCUCUGUUUACGCGUACGCAAGUGUACUCUCGACCAGCAGAAUAAUCGAGUUUCUGCUGUUUCGAGUCUGUCACCCGAUUGUGUGCGGCAUAGCUGGUCGCCGAGGCCAUACUAUUCACAUCAUUCGCUACUAGAACCAAAAAAAUCAACUCGUAAUGUCGUAACUGGGCUGAUUGCACACUUGUGACACGGACACGACACUCUCUACAGAACAACUAGUUGCAUGUCCACUUCGUCGUACAUUACAUGUUGAAAAUGCGCAGACAAGAUCC
Microdochium trichocladiopsis is the source of this 1659-nucleotide messenger RNA. Its product is annotated as Eisosome component PIL1-domain-containing protein. Gene Ontology annotation, cellular component: eisosome filament; plasma membrane. The transcript has 5 exons. Gene Ontology annotation, molecular function: lipid binding. Gene Ontology annotation, biological process: endocytosis; eisosome assembly; negative regulation of protein kinase activity. The record is from RefSeq and is a predicted model, not a curated record. NCBI's taxonomy places the organism in Eukaryota, Fungi, Ascomycota, Sordariomycetes, Xylariales, Microdochiaceae. Bases 180 to 1244 code for a protein of 354 amino acids.